Durusdinium trenchii is the source of this 552-nucleotide messenger RNA. The record is from the annotation of a GenBank genome assembly. Lineage: Eukaryota; Dinophyceae; Suessiales; Symbiodiniaceae.
AUGAAGCGACGGGUGAAUAACUUGGCGUCCUCGACCGCGAAGAAGAGGGCCUGGAGGGAAGAGCCCGCCGAAGAGGAGGCGGGCGACCUACCAGGUGGCCCGCUGCCCGACAGCGACGACGAGAAGCCGCCGCCGCCGAAGGACCCCCCUCCAGGAACACAGAUCCGAACAGGCUCCCCCAAUCCCGUCGUUUGGAUGGAAGUGGCGGUGGCUGACAAGUCCCGCGGGCGUUUGCACUUCGAACUCUUUCAGGACCUGGCGCCGCAGGCGUCCGAGAGCUUCCGGAAACUCUGUGUGGGCCACACGGAGGACUCUGGUGCCACUGUCACCUACGCGCAGACGGCCAUCGACCUGGUCUACGCUGGCCGCUACAUCACGGCCGGCGACAUCGAUGCCAGCCUGUCCUUCGAAGGCAUUGAUCGCAGUGGCGAGCUGACGCACCAGAAGGCGGGGCUGUUGACGAUGCCUUGUGGCAGUGCCAGCUUGUUUGAUCCCCGCUUCCAAAUCACCUUAGGCACGAUGGAAAGCAGCUGGUCUUCGGGCAGCUUUUAG